UCCUUUCGCUCGAUCGAGAAGAAAAAUAAAAAUAGUAAUCGAGGGAAAUGCGUGCCACUUUGAGCAUAAUUGACGGUAUUCAGUUCUCGUCGCUGAAUCUGGUAUUUGGGUUGUGAGCAUAUCAGCAAUGACGUACAGUGUCCUCAGAGUAUCUCAAUUUGUAGUAAUCACCCUCCUAGUCGCAUGUAUCAUCACUGAUUCGUGUAAAACUAGCAAAUUCAAAUCAAAAAUGACUGUUGUAAAUUCAUCAGCUGACAUCCAAGGUCUCCUAGACAUCGAGACACCUGUUGGGGCCAGACUCUCGGGAAAAUAUCGCAAGAGCUUUGGGUAUAAAACCAUGAAGGAUAGAGCUCCAGUGAUAUUAACUAAAGUUAUAGACACAAUGAGCAGAAAUAAGGAAUCAAUCAUCAACAAGUACGGAGAGGAAGCGUCUGCGGAAUUGAAACAAGUCAUGGGGAAUAUCAGCCAAUUGAGGAGUGAAUUAAUGACCAAUAAACCAUUGCAACUGUUAAUUUUAUCGGACAGCGAGAAAGACGGAGAUGCAAGACUCUGGAAUGAUCGCAUUCGUGAUAAGGCAAUUAACGAUUCGUCACCAGUUACGUGGUUUGAGACCGAUUGGCUACUCUGCGAGACAUACAUGUAUAGAAGAUUACGGCAGAUUUACGCAUUGACGCAAAAUUUAUCAUCACUGGAUUGUUUCGAGGAGCAAAAGGAGUACGCAUUUACCAGUGCAUUGAACUCGAUAUCAGCGCUCGCUAAAUAUACACUGGACCUCGCAAAUAAAACUGACAAUCACAUCAGUAGUGCAAACAAAGAAGAUUUUAUAGCAUUGAUGAAGUUGAAUCUCUGGGGUAAUAGAUGUGACCUGUCACACAGUGGUGGCGUCGCAGUUAAUGCCUCUCAACAUUGUGCACCAAUGGACAGAUUGUCGAUGAUUGACCCCAAUCUAUUAAUUGACAAUACCUCGUCCGUCUGGGAUCUGCUUACUAAGGCGGCCACCGGCAGGGAUGUAAUUAUCGAUGUGGUACUAGAUAAUGCUGGAUAUGAAUUAUUCACCGACCUGUCUCUUGCUUUAUUUGUGACACGUCAUAAACUCGCUACUAAAAUUCGAUUCUACGUGAAGAAUCAUCCCUGGUACAUAAGCGAUGUAACAGCGAAGGAUUGUCGAUGGACGAUUGAAUCCAUGAAAAAUUCAACAAAUUCCAAACUUCAAGAAUUCGGAAAGAUCUGUGGAGAUUAUUUCGAUAGUGGCACCUGGACUAUCGAGGAUGAACCGUUCUGGACAUCUCCCUACGAUUUCUCACAAAUGAAGAUUAAGGCACCCGAUUUAUAUUCAAAACUAUCUGAAGCGAAACUAAUAAUCUUCAAGGGUGAUUUAAAUUAUAGAAAACUCAUGGGAGAUAUAAACUGGGAACAUACAACAGAUCUGGUGACCGCACUCAGGGGAUUCAGACCGAGUAAUUUGGUCACUCUAAGAACCUUGAAAGCCGAUGUAUGUGUGGGUUUAUUGCCCGGGAAAGCAGAUGACUUGUGUAGCCAACAUGGAGGUAAUGACUGGUUAGUAAGUGGUCAAUACGGCGUGAUUCAUGCAUCAAUCGAUGCUCAAGUGGAUUAAAUGCCAAAGCAGCCAGCAAAUCCAGCUCAAUGUCUUCUGAAUUACUAUCGAAUCACUAAUUCCAAUAAUUUUCAGCAAUUAUCCAAUCUUACAAUGCAGAUUUGUAGCCUGCAAACCAUACAUUUUUGGCAAAUAAUUUGUACAAUAAACUCCCGUUAGGUCACGUGCAUGCUCAUCACUAUUCACCAUUUUUAUUUAAUUAAUAGCAUUUAUUUCAUCUCACUUAAUCAUAAUACAAUUUCUAGUGAUGAUUCAUAUUAAGUAACUAUUUCAAUGUAAAUAUACGAUAAUAUUUUUUCUCUAUGACUGUACAAUCAUCUAUAUUUUUCAUACUUCAAAAAUAAUCAGAAAACAUUUCUCACACUUUUCGACAAGAAUUCUCAAAUGGUGGUCCAACAAAAUAAUAAAUCAAUUGAAAUAAAAACCGAGAAAACAGUAAAAUGUAAAAUAUUGUAAUUCUCAAUUAUUAAAUUCGUGAAUUCAAUGGUUCCGUUUACUCGAAUUCAAAAUCAUCCACGUCACAUACCUUUAUACAACAAAAUUCAUAAACAUCAUGAAUCUUCGUUCGAUCCUCAACGAGGGAUAAUAGAUUUUCAUUACUCACACUAUCAUGAAUCAUGUUCACGACUCUGUCUAUGAUUAUUAUAUCAUUAGAUUGGUAUUCAUUAAAUUAAAUCAUGUGUGCCAAAGUGACAAUAUGAUUAUUAAUGGAUGCUGUAUUUCGAAUUAAAGAGCAAGAUCUAAAAUAAUGCACCAAAGAUUCUCCAUUUAUUGCGCAUAAUAUUAUCCAUCUCUUAAUUUACUGGAAUGA
Messenger RNA from Fopius arisanus, 2426 nucleotides. RefSeq names its product UPF0364 protein C6orf211 homolog. The transcript is spliced from 6 exons. The record is from RefSeq and is a predicted model, not a curated record. Gene Ontology annotation, biological process: DNA damage response. Gene Ontology annotation, molecular function: phosphatase activity. The coding region runs from base 128 to 1615 and encodes 495 amino acids. Gene Ontology annotation, cellular component: nucleus. Lineage: Eukaryota; Metazoa; Arthropoda; Insecta; Hymenoptera; Braconidae.